This is a messenger RNA of Nematostella vectensis (starlet sea anemone), 8698 nucleotides long. Its product is annotated as cilia- and flagella-associated protein 46. The coding region runs from base 136 to 8556 and encodes 2806 amino acids. Gene Ontology annotation, molecular function: protein binding. NCBI's taxonomy places the organism in Eukaryota, Metazoa, Cnidaria, Anthozoa, Actiniaria, Edwardsiidae. Gene Ontology annotation, biological process: cilium movement involved in cell motility; axoneme assembly. The record is from RefSeq and is a predicted model, not a curated record. The transcript has 63 exons.
AGCGUACUUGGUUCCCAUAGCAGCCACUCAAUUUCAAAAUGGCGACCAACACAAACCAACUCCUGCUUUACUAUCCGUAAAAUAAUCCAGAUUUUAACCUCUGUUUACCAUCAACCAGCUCAAUAAUUAGAGAAAAUGGACAACAAUAUAAGAAAUUUGAUCUAUACAUCUUCUGAAGAUAACAAAGACAACAAUUUGAGCGAAGCUUACUCAAAAUUGAAAAAAGAGCGACAGGCCGUGGGUGAUACUGCCGACACAGUUUCACCUGAUUUGUUUGUGCUAUGUGCAGAGGCCGCGUACAAGCUUGGGAAGUUAGAUGUGAUGGAAGAUUGUAUUCAGAUGUUCUUUUUGAAACCUGUUCCAUCAAACCAGUUUCUGUGUAGAGCAUACUUCUGCCAAGCCCAACUUCAUGCUCCAUCAUCAUCUGAGAGUCCUGAACAUUUUGACAAGUCUGUUGAAUUCCUCCUUAAGGCAAUUAACUUUGCAAAAAAGAAUCCCAGGUACUAUUUCCUUGUGUACAAUGCGUCUGUCCUGUACUGGCAGUUCUGCCGGCCAUUUCUAAGGCCAAAUUACCGGAAAUACCUGGCCAAGAGUCUUCACCAGGUUGUCAAGGCAUUGGAUGACAUUGACGAUAAGGACUAUGACUGGCGUGCUCAAUUGAUGAUAGCUCUGAUUGAGUGUCAUGUCGAUGCUGGGCGCAAAGAGGAUGCCACACUAGUCAGUAAUGCCACCUUGCAGUUCACUAAAAGUAAUGUUCCCAGCCUUUACACCACUGUCCUAGGAUUGCAGAUUCGCUACAGACUUAUUGAUAUAUCAAAGGUUUCCAAAGAAACAAAGUCUUCCAAUGAGUUGUAUGUCUUUUACAAGAUACAGCGACUAAGAACACUCAUUGAGACAGAGGAUAAAUUAGAUGUUGAGCAGGAACUUGGGAAACUUCUCAAACUGAUCAUAAAAGGACCAUCAGCUGAAACAGAUCGUUCUAGUACCGCAACGUCAAGUGCAACAACAACCAGCAAGUCCAGUUCACCUGCGGUCCUUCCCACAACCGACAGGGUUCCAUUGUUAGUAGACUUGGCAAGGCUCUGCCUGGAAAAUGACCGCCAUGAAUUGGCAGCAGAAUGUCUAGACAGUUUACGAGGUCCAAUUAAGGAUCUUGGGAUGUCAUUAGAGGUUGAGUUUAUGAAGUGCGAGCUCAUGGUUAAAUCUCUGGGAAAUAAAAAAGAAAACUACAGUAAAAAUGUUGUUGAGGUUCGUAUUAAAGCCAUCCAGAAGCAUGAGCAGUUCUUGAUCACUGCUAUAAGACGUGGAAUUCCAAACAUUAUCCAGGCUGGCUGUGUGACGAUGUGGAACCUCUGUCUGCCCCUCCUUCAGCCAAACCUGAGGCAUCACGUGCGCAAACAGUUGACACUGAUGGCACAGGCUCUCGAGGAUAUAGACAGUUUGCUUGUGGUCCUGCGUUGUCAGUGCCACAUGGAGCUUGCCAAGUGCGAGGAAGACGAGGGUCAGUUGGAGUACGCCCUUACCCACCUCCAAAAGGCUCUCAGUCUGGAUGACUCAGGACAGUACAGAGACAGACUUAAGACUUCUUUGACUCGCCUGCAGCUCAGAGCUACACUGUACAGGACCCCUGACAGACCCGAGGACCUCGCGGCCAUGAUCAUUGAACAGGCACGAGCAAGUGACGAUGCCAGUACAGUGCGUAUGAAGCGUGCGUCCCUCGUCAAAGCAGGCGAGGCUCUCUCCCCAGACGCCUUCAUUCACGUGAUGGAUAGUGAGAAUGACACGAAGGAUCCAUCAGGAGCUAAAGGACCGCCCACUCCCCUCGGCAAGCUUGCAGGGAUGGCGACACAGUACCAGAAGGCAGUCAGUAAGGCGGCGGGCCAUCUCAAGCGACUUGGUGACGAGAAUGAUCAGGAGAGGGCUCGUAUCUGGGCGGACCUGGCCAAGACAGCACGCAAACAACACGUGUGGGACGUGACGCGUGUGGCCGCGCGCUUCUGCCUCCUCUACGACAACGGGCGCUGGUCGAAACGCGGCUCAAGUGGGCGAGGUGCGCGUACUCUCCCCGACAACAGUGAGGAGGGUGCCCCCCCGAACCCAGGCACCAAGUCCCCUGGACCACCCAAGCAAUCCGGGGGGGAUGGUAAACUAGACCCUACAGGGAUGAAGCUGUUAGAGCCUGAAGGCAUAAGCACGUUUAGGGUGGAGCAAGACUUGAUGAGGACUUUGGCUGACGUUCAUUUUAUAUACGCUGAGGCCCUAGUUCAAUUCCUGCGGACUCAAAAUGUACAGUUGGGUGAUAAGCCUAUCCCUCCCGAAGACACCGUCAAGCUGCGGCCUAAGCGCUACGAGGACCAGCAGGUCAACCUUGAGGAGCAGCCUGAGUGGGUCACAUACUGUAACUGGAUCUCGUCGUUAUCCCAGGAGGCGGUCUCCUCGUUCCAGCGCGCCGCCGAGAUUGGCGUAGAGCUGAACGAGCCCUGGUUGAUUUGUAACUCGGCGGUCUACCUGUGGAAUUACACAAAUCAUAUGCUAACACAAGGCCGGUACCGCGAGAUUGUGCAGAUAUACACGCCGGUUCUGGACGCUAUGAAGGCCACAGGGCAUGACGGAGAGACAAUCCUGCUGUGCCAGCUAUGUAAUGCCAUCUGUCAAGGUCUGAUGCAGCCAUGGGUUCCCUCCCUGGCCGUACCCACCGCCCCGGGCACACCUAGCAAGGAGAAGCCUGACAAAGCAGACAAGGGGGCCAAGGGGCGGCAGAGCGGCAAGGGGGUCAAGGGCGGGGCAUCUAAGGCUAACGUGCAGGGGGUUACUAUCGACCCCGAGGGGACCAACGAGCUCAAGCAAGCGCUAGAGGUAAUCGAGUACUCAUUGAAUGUGACCAGUGGCACCGAGCCUAAGAACCUGGUACCGGUAGGCGUGCGUCACCAUCUGAUUAAGACAUGGGUGUUUUGCAAGCAGCUGUUGAACCAACAGAUCGGCAAGAACCUCGGUCAUGACGACGAGAGCCCUCAAAGCCAAGGCCCGAUGUGCAAAUCGUUGUGUGCCCUUGAGAUGUUAUCUUUGCAAGGCAAUGGCCUCCCUGAGUUUCAACAAAGCCCAACCCUACCCGAGACUGUAAAAAUGGUGGAGUCUAGCAAGUGGAGUGAUCGGCUGGUGGAAGUGGAAGUCUGGAGCCGUCUUGCUGUGAUCGCAUUCAAUAUCGGGAACCACUCGCUGGUCAUGCAGUGUGGACAAAAAGCUGUGAGCUUCGCCGAGGGCAGUAUUGCUAAGAAACCACCCAAGAAGCCAGACAGCGUGUUCAAGCACAAAGUUGUGGUAGAGCAAGAAAUGCUGUAUUACGCGAGUGCCGUGAUGGGACAAAGCCUUGUAAGGAAUAUGCAGGGAAGGAAUGAAGUUCGGAGGGAUGCGCUCAUCUGCUUCGUCAACGCGUGCAGAUUUGGCCAGAAAGCGGGUAACUACGAGCUCGUGAUAACAGCCGCGCGUCACUACUGGAACGCCAUUCAGCCUUUCAUCGGGGAGCCGAUAGAGCGAGAACUGCUAAAGGACCCAAUAGAAGCAGUGCUCGAGUGCAUAGCUGCUGUUGCAGGGAAAGAACAAGAGAAGGAUGACGAGGAGGAGGAAGAGGAGAGCGAGGCGCCGGCCGAGAAGAAGCCAAACAAAGGGAAAGCAAGCAGUGCAAAGGGUGCCAAGGACAAGAAAGGGAAAGACAAACCUGGUGACAAGAAGAAAGACAAAGACAAAGGCAAAGAAAAAGGUGAUAAAGGCAAAGGUGGUAAGACCCUUGAAAGAGGAGAUAGCAAGGCUGGAGCCAAGGAGCAAGUUGAGGAGAAGCCUGCAGUCCCGAGCGCGUAUGACGAGGAGCUAAUGAUGCGCGCAGCCAUGUAUGGGGUCCUUUUCCAGGCCUACGCAGACAAGUGUGACUGGGAGCAAGGACUGCGUGCUAUGGACCAGGCAAUCAAAGACAUGCCUCGGACACACCACAGGCUGCUGAUAUUCAAGCACCGGGUUAUCACAAAGGCUAAGCUUGGGCGGAACGUCUUGUUUGAUAUGGGCAAGUUCAAGAACGCGAACGAAGAUGUCAUUUCGUCAAUGUGGCGGCACGUGGCGCUCAACUCUGCUGAUCCCAUGGACCAGCUGUCUGCCUAUCAGAACGCCAUUGAAGUGUUAGAGAGCCCAGAGAGUGACUGGCAGAAAGUUGACUACUUGUUGGAGUUCGGCGAGUGGCUUUUCAUCAAUGAGUAUCCUGUUGCUGACGCACUAGACCAGUUCCUGUGGGCAGCGGAUAUUUUAGUAGCCAAGACUGCUGUCAACUCCGGAUCUUCAUCAAAUCACGGGUUUGAGGUAGACGUUGACGAACUGUCUGAGAACGGCAUAGACGCCGCCAAGUACGUACCAAAAACGUGCCAGUCAGUCAUCGGUCAGCGGCCCUCUGAUCUGCGCGUGCGCACCGAGGAAAUGUGUGACGUCAGGCAGCUUGAAUCUCUGUGUCGAGUGCAUGUGAUGCUAGCACAAGUGGCAGGCCACUCGUCUCCACACUACACCGACUAUGUGUUGUUGGCGUAUGGCUUCUUGUACCGUAUAUGGCAGGUUUCUAUCCAGAGUGCAGAAAAGACUAUGAAAGAGGGCGGGAAGCCGGGCGAGCGGGUGCCGUCAAAACGCAGCAAGGAGAAGAAGGAUGGCAAGGAGGACGCUUUUCCUACCGUCGCUUACUUUGUCUUCCAAACCAAAGCUUGGCUCGAGAACGCAUCACAGGUUAAGGCGGGCUCGAAAACUUGUCUGCCGCUGACUAUGGAUGGAUGGUCCACAUUUGAGCUGCCCGAAAAGCUUCAAGAGUAUUUCAAGUGUGACGUCACCGGAACUAUGAUUAACAAGAAUACCUUUCAGAAGCCCAUGUUGACGGUGCACUAUCUGCAGACUCUGUUGACCGACUUGCGGGACCUUGGCCUUCACCACCUUGGGCUUCCUGUGGUGACCAUGCAGCAGCUUGUCGCAGAUAUGCUACUCGAGCACGACCAGCUGAAGAAGCUUAUUCAUCUCAGAGCGCUGGAGCUUUGCCAGGAACUGAACCUUACUUCAGGCAUGUCACACCACGAGAAGGCCGCUGGCCACCUGAUGCUGACCGAACAGCAGCAAGCCAAAUCCCGCGAGGAGAUUGAGAUGUGGAAGGAAAAGCAGCGACAGGUUCGCUUUGAGGAGGAACGCUCACGUAAUUCCAAGAGCGUCCUAUUUGAUGUGAAGUCUUCUCACAGCAAUACGCGGGGUGGCACCCAGGCAGCCACACCCGGUAACCCUGGGGGUGAGCCAUGGACCAAGUACAAGACGCUGAUUAGUGGGCCAUGCAACCGCGAGCUUUGGACUGAGCAAGCUGCAAUACUCAUCAGACAGGGACACUUUCAAGUUGCUCGGCAACUCCUGAAUGAAGCCAAUGUCUCUGCCCGGGCAUUUGACGACCACACCACGUUAUCGCACGUACUGCUCCAGUUGGCUGUGCUAGCUCUAGCGGAAUCGAACUGGGGACAGGCCACCUCACUUUUAUUGGAGGCGCAGAAACUGAAAGGCGACCAGCGAUUUUGGCUGAGCUCAACGCUGCUACUCUCAGACGCUGCUCUGUCAAAGAAGGACAAACACGCCGACACACUACGCCGGCCAGAUUCCGCAGCCAUGGAAAAGGCGCGUAGUAUACUAGUUCAAGCCAAGAUGACCUUCCAAGAUCUAUCUGAAGAUAACCCUAACAAAGCAAACAUGGCGGACUACAUCGAAGCCGUGCUGGAGGCCAGAUUGGGUAUUAUUGCUUCUGAUCACCUGAUUUCUGACGCUAAGGAACGCGAGCAGGAUCCGCAUACCCACAAAAAGCUCUACACCGCCUGUCAGUACCUUCAGCGUGCCGGCGAGUCACUGACUCAACUGGGUUAUCGCCGAGAAGCCGUGCGUGUGAUGCUUAGGCAUGCUGAUAUCAAGAGGGUGUUUGCAGACCAGACCACUGAACAAGACGAGCGCCAUAGGGCUUUUAUAGAGGCGUACAACAUACUCAAAGAAGCAACAAACAUCGCGGACGCUGUUCUCUUUGAUGCUCAGUCGACACUCACUCUUCCAGAGUUCCGUGGUGUCAGUCUUCCCGUCCAGCGAGAUGCAGUAGAUGCUCGCCUAUCUCUUGCUGACCUCAUGGUUGACAUGUUCACCCAGUUCUCACAGGAACACCGUGCAAAACGGCACCGUGAGGCCAGGAAAGGCAGCAUGCAAAAGAUGAUUGAUGACUUCGUAAGGAGUGAGUCCACUGUUCAAGAUGACCUGCAGUGGAGCGAAAUCACCAGGUCGUUAGCAGUUGAUAUCAUGAUGCAGCUCUCUGUAGCGCACGGAAUGGCUACUGGUGUUGCCAGCCUUAAAGCUAAGAAUCUACUGACCCUCGGUAGAUGCCUACGGGCGCUCGCUGCUCACACCACUCCUGACGCAGAGAACCAGUGGAAAGAGAUUGAACAGCUGGACGCACCACCACGCCGACUUUCUGAAGCUGAGGAGAAAGACGAAGGUGGGGAGGGUGAGGAGGAUAAUAAAAGCACUGAAGCAAUUGCAGAUCAGAGUGCAUCACGGGAGAUUCUCAAGUACACAAAUCAAGCACUGCGACUCAAUGAAGAGCACGUGACGUCCACGCGCUACGUAGGUCAAGCUGUGGAGUGUUUAGCGCAAGCUGUUCAAAUAGGGCUACGAAUUGGCAUGCGGGAGCUGGUUGCUAAGGCCGCAUACGAGAUUGUAGAAUGUAUUGGCAAUCACGACAUGUCUACAACUGCACAGUACCUGGCGCUCUAUCAGAGCUGCUACAUGUCACACCAGUUGGAAGAAGUCCUGUGUCGAGCUCAGGCCGACCCGGCGGUGUCGAGACAGGCAUCCCUGAUUCGUCAGAGGCGGGCUCUGAGCGCUGUAGAUUUCCUUACUGACAGCACGUCCAGUGUGUUUACGUCUAACACACAUCAUCUCGGCGACUGUGAGGCCUGGCGUCGUUUGUCGGUGAUGAGAAAUCAUCUGGAGCUGACUAAAGAGUUUUCAGUCACCAAUCUCCAGUUCGUAGUGUUACAGCACUCGCCGGACAGACGAUUCCUGUACGGCGCUGUGCUUGAUAAAGGAAGAUCAUCAGUUCCAAGUGGAAAACCCAGUAAACAGACCGGCUCCGUACCCGUUCCGGCGAAAGCACUGGUCACUCGUGCGGAAGUGAACGCGAAAGACCUGGACAGCUUGAUCGAGAUGUUUGAACACUUCAAGGCGGACACAGCGUCUGAGCUGAUGCGACAAAACUAUCUCCAGCAGCAAAGGGAACAACACCGCCAGAUGAUGGGAGGGCUGAAGGACGACGUUACCCAACAUCAGAUCUCAGAUGAUUGGAGCAUCAAUAACCGCGAGACCCAACUCCAGUCUCUUUUCCAGGAUGUGGUGGCAGCCGUAGAAGCCUAUCUCGAUCCAGUCUUGACAAAGCUUCAGCCUGCACUGAACCCCGAAACCAUCUCAGACGCCGUGGUGCUUCUUGCGGAUGACCAGCUUUUACGACUCCCUCUUGAAGCAUUGACAACAUUCAUGAUCCCUCGAGUCACCUCGCUUUCACGGGACUUCUCGCUGCAGUUUCUGUACCACAGGCUUCAUCAGAGCGAAGACGGAGAUGGCAAGGGCGAUGCCAGAAAGGGAGGAGCAAAGAAAAACGACAAAAAAUCGGACAAACCGUCGACCGCCAAGUCAAAACCUAGCGACAAAAAGGGAGGCAAGGAGCUUGGAUCCGCUAUCCCAAAGGAGGGACCUAUCGUAGAUGUCAACGGAAUACGGUAUAUUGUUGACCCGUAUAAUGAUAAUGCUGAUCAAGGUUCUCCGGAUAGUCCAGCCCGCGUAAUGACCGAGGUUAUCGCCAAAUACAAGACUUUCGCGGCCAAGUGGGCGGGUACUAUGGGCACCGAUCAUCUGCCAAGUGUGGGGGAGUUUCAGCGUCUUUUGAACGAGAGCACAGGGUUCCUCUUCUAUGGCACAGAACGUUGUCUCGGGACAUUACCGCCGCAGAUGCUUGCUCCAAUGAACAUAUCCGAUUGCCAAGUAGUUUUCCUGAUGGACAGGGCACAGACGAGCCAAAGCUUCCAAAGGCAAGGCCGCGAAGAUUCGACUAAGAGUGUGAGCGAGCUGUGCUUGGAACGUCCACUAGAGACCGCUAUGCUGUUCUCCAUGGCCGGGGCGGGGUGCGUGGUGGCCAAUGCCUGGAACUGCCAGUUUGAAGACAACAAAGAUAAAAUCAAUAAAUUCUUCUUUGUUCUUCUGGAAGAGGGUCGAACCACUGGACAAGCAGUGCGCUCCCUAAUUGAGUUCCCCAAGCCUCCAGAGCCUGAGGCGGACCUGGCAUCAGAGAAGGGUUCUAAGCAUGACCCUGGCAAGCGAGGGAGCACGCAAGUGAACAAACCAGAACCAGAAGUAGUAGCACAGCAAGAGGCAGUACAAGAUGAGCCCCCAUCCCCACCCCCCAGGCAUUGGUUUGGUACUGUAGUGUAUGGUAUUUCAACCCUGCUGUUAUUGCCAAAUAAACCAUAGAUGGUUUUCAAGAUAUCUAUCUGUGACAUGGCUAUAUUAUCUUUAACAGGGUCUGGAACUUUUUAAUCGGUUUGUUAUUAUAUUGUGUACCAAUUGUUUAAAACAACUGGUGUGAAAAAUAAAAUUGCAGUGAUGCACUUUA